AUGCGUUUUAGAAUCCUCCUCCUGAUUCUGUCAGCAGCGUACUCUCUCUUAACCUACCGCCCCAGUGUUGUGGUUGCAGGACCGAUGAGAGCCACAGUCUCCAAUCUUACCAAUCUGGCUGAAGCCAUGGCCUACCAUCGAGACGCAUAUCUACUCUGCCUAUCACUCAUGUCUGAGCAUAACACAGCGGAGCGUUCAAAGGCAUCUCCAACCGCCAUCUACCACCCCCGAGUCACCGCCGGCGUAUCGUCAAUUCGUCUCCACCUCACGAACACGAGACUCAACCGCCCGCCGACUCGAAUCACUAUCGCCCUCGGCUCUGCUCCGACCGCUCUAAACUCUCCGCCAUGCACCUCACCAGCUGAGCAUGAACGCUCGACCGUAACCCUUAAUCAUCGCUUUCCCGCACCCACCAAGUCCUAUGCCGAGUCUAUCUGCUCUGAUGAAGAAGCUGCCAGACAAACAUCCAGACCUCCGUUGUUUCCAUACUUGGACAUCCUUACUACAGAGGAGGAGGACGAUAUCAUCCGGGCAGUCAGGAGCAAGCAUGAGACUGAGACCAAACGGUUCCUUAUGCAGCUUUGGCUCUUUAUCGGUGGACUGUUUGUCUGGUGGUGGGCGCUCCUCGGUUGGUAG
This is a messenger RNA of Morchella sextelata, 636 nucleotides long. RefSeq lists its product as uncharacterized. The record is from RefSeq and is a predicted model, not a curated record. The coding region runs from base 1 to 636 and encodes 211 amino acids. NCBI's taxonomy places the organism in Eukaryota, Fungi, Ascomycota, Pezizomycetes, Pezizales, Morchellaceae. The transcript has a single exon.